Molecule: messenger RNA, 4063 nt
Organism: Hordeum vulgare subsp. vulgare (domesticated barley)
Lineage: Eukaryota; Viridiplantae; Streptophyta; Magnoliopsida; Poales; Poaceae
Product: nascent polypeptide-associated complex subunit alpha, muscle-specific form-like
Exons: 3
Coding region: 67-3711 (1214 amino acids)
Biological process (GO): nucleosome assembly; negative regulation of DNA recombination; chromosome condensation
Cellular component (GO): nucleus; chromatin; nucleolus
Molecular function (GO): double-stranded DNA binding; nucleosomal DNA binding
Source: RefSeq, a predicted model, not a curated record
AAGCCAAGCCGCCGCCGCCGGAUCCAGCAAUCCCCACCCCCAACCCCCACCCCCACCCAACAAGAGAUGGGGAUCGCCUCUCCAUCCUCGCCGCCGCCCGCCGUCGCCGCCGCCAACCAAGCUCGGCCGCCAGAUCCAUCAAUCCCCACCCCUCCCCACCCAACAGGAGGAGGCAUGGCGGCCGCCUCCGCCUCUCCUUCGUCGCCGCUGCCCGCCGCCGCCAGCCCGCGCCCGGUCUCCGCCGAGGAACAAGGAAGGAUGGUGGUCGCCUCUCCGCCGCCGCCGCCGCUGCCCGCCGCCAGUCCGCACCCGGACUACCCCGAGAUGAUUAAGCAGGCCAUGACGGAGCUAGGAGGCACCUGCGGCCGCAUCGCCAUCGCCGCCUUCAUCCUCGGCCGCUUCACCGGCUUCCCCGCCAACCACGACAAGCUCCUCAAAUCCCACCUCCGUCGCCUCGUCUCGGAAGGCGUCAUCCGCGGCUACGGAUCAAAAUUGAGAGCUUGCUACGUCUUCCCCCCCUCCAACACCGCAAGCCGUGGCCGGCCCCGCAAGUCCAACCUCCUCCUCCUCACCGCGCCUCCGGCCCUCCCCCUCCCCGCGCCGCCGCCGACCCACAAAGACGAUAUUUUGGAUCUCAUCAGUUUGGAUACAUCUGGAGGAUUACGUGGCCGGCCCCGCAAGGACGCACUCUUGCUGCCCGCGCCGCCCAAGGAUUUCUCGGAUCUCAGUUUGGUUCCAUCUGCAUCUCGAGGGCUACAGACUAGCAGUGAUUCUUACGACUCCAGUUCCAGUGAUUCUUACGACUCCGCUUCCAUUGAUGACGACUACAGUGGCGAUGAUGAUGAAUACACUCCCGCGCGUGCAUAUAGCCAUUCAUACAUGCUGCGAGCAAAGCGCAAGCGCAAGAGGGGGCGCGGCCGUUCCCUUAAGCUUCUGGUGUCAGCCAAUGCAGGUGCUUCCUCACUGACCAAGAAAGGCCGUGGGAGGCCAAGGAAGAAGCAGAAACUUGGCUCCUCACAAGCUGCUUUUCAGAAUGGACAAGGUGGUUUCUCGACGCCCAAGAGAGGCCGUGGGAGGCCGAGAAAGGACCUGUCAACCGGUGUCAAGAGAGGCCGUGGGAGGCCGAGAAAGGAUGCACAAGGGCUGUCAACCAGUGUCAAGAGAGGCCGUGGGAGACCAAGAAAGGAGGAGUCACAAGGAAUGUCAACGGGUGUCAAGAGUGGCCGUGGGAGGCCGAGAAAGGAGGAGUCAGAAGGAAUGUCAACGGGUCUCAAGAGUGGCCGUGGGAGGCCGAGAAAGGAGCCAGAAGAAAUGUCAACAGGUGUCACAGAAACAGACUCUUCUACAACUGCAUCAGACUCAGAGUCUGACUCUUCUCUUACUGGGUCAGACACAGAGUCAGGCUCUCCAAAUGUGUCGAGGUGGUUGAAGGAAGGGUUUGGGAAUCCAACAACAUUAGCGACGCCGCCAGCAGCAGUUAGGCCUGUGUCCAGGGGGCUGAAUAUAGGGUCUCUGAGGCCAACAAUAGAGAGGCCACCACCACCACCAAGGUCUGCUGGAACUGCUCUUGACACUGUCGCGUCCACGGGAAUGAAGAAACCUCUUGGGAGGCCAAGAAAGAAGAGAUCAUCAAAAGCAGUAUCUGCCGAAACUGGAGAUGGUGGGUCCACGGGGAUCAAGAAACUGCGUGGGAGGCCGAGAAAGGAGAGACCACUGGAAGCAAUGUCUGCUGAAGCUGGAGAUGCAGCGCCUGCUCCUGAAACUGGAAAUGCGACGCCUGCUCUUGAAACCGGAGAUGCAACAGCACCUGCUCCUGAAGCUGGAGAUGCAACUCCUGCUCCUGAAACCGGAGAUGCAACUCCUGCUCCUGAAACUGGAGAUGCGGUGCCUGCUGAAACUGGAGCACCAGCACCUGCUCCUGAAGCUGGUGAUGCAGUAGCUGCCCCUGAAACUAGAGAUGCAGCAGCCUCUGCACCUCAAGCUGGAGAUGCAGUGCCUGCUCCUGGAACUGGAGAUGCGGCGCCUGCUUCUGAAACAGCAGCACCUGCUCCUGAAGCUGGAGAUGCACCGCCUGCUCCUGAUGAAAAUGGAGCAGCAACGCCUGCCAAAACUGAAGAUGGUGGGUCGACGGGGAUCAAGAGACCGCGUGGGAGGCCAAGAAAGGAGAGGCCGCUAGAAGCAAUGUCUACGGAAACUGGAGAGGCAAUGCCUGCUCCUGAAACUGGAGACGCAGAGCCUGAUGAAAAUGGAGCAGCAACGCCUGCUGAAGCUGGAGAUGCUGCCUCAACUGGAUUCAAGAAACCGCGUGGGAGACCGAGAAAGGAGAAGCCAGCGUCAGCACUGUCUGCUGAAACUGGUGUUGCAGGGCCGGAUGAAACUGGAGAUUCAACCCCUGCUGAAACUGGGGAUGCUGCGCCGGCGGGGAUCAAGAGACCGCUUGGGAGGCCUAGAAAGGUGAAGCGUGGGAGGCCAAGAAAGGAGAAGCCAGAAGCAGCAAUGUAUGGUGAAACUGGAGAUGACCACUUGGGAGACCUAGAAAUGGAGAAGCCAACAGAAGCUAUAUUUGCUGAAACUGUAGAUGCAAGGUCUGCUGAAACGGGUGCAGCGAUGCCUGGUGAAAAAGCUGGAGAUUCUGCAUCGGCGGGGAUCAAGAAAGGGCGUGGGAGGCCAAGAAAGGAGAGGCCAGAGGCAGCAGUUUCUGCUGAAAGUGGAGACACUGCGUUGGCGGCGACGAGGCCAAGAAAGGAGAAGCGUGGGAGGCCAAGAAAGGAGAAGCGUGGGAGGCUAAGAAAGGAGAGGCCAGAGGGGGCAAUUUCUGCUGAAAGUGGAGACGCUGCGUUUUUGGCGGCGAGGCCAAGAAAGGAGAAGCGUGGGAGGCCAAGAAAGGAGAGGCCAGAGUGGGCAAUUUCUGCUGAAAGUGGAGAGGCUGAGAGGCCAAGAAAGGAGAAGCGCGGGAGGCCAAGAAAGGAGAGGCCACAGGCAGCAAUUUCUGGUGAAAGUGGAGAUGGUGCGUUGACAGAGGCGAGGCCUAGAAAGGAGAAGCGUGGGAGGCCAAGAAAGGAGAAACCAGCAUCAGAUGACACCAUGUCAAUGGGAAUCAAGGGUCCGCUUGAGACUCCAGGAUCAUAUGCAUUGUCUGCUGGAACUGGAAAAGCUGUGUCAACGGGAACCAAGAUUGCACUUGAGAGUCCAAGAACAGCGGAGAAGCCGUCAGCAGGCGACAUCGUGUCGAUGGUGAUGAGGAGGAGGCGUGCGAUGCCAAGGAGCGACCAGCCCUCUGAAGCUGGGCGCAUGAAAACCUCUGGUGGGAUUUUCGGAUACGUGCGAGAGUCCAGUGGUAAACUAGAGAAGGAGCCAGGGGAGGGGGUGAAAACACAGGCCAAAGAAGGCGUGAUGGCUGCUGCGGGUGGCGGUGAGGAAACUACUGGGGUUGCUGCAGAGAAGGGGAAAGCGGGUGGUGCUGCCGUUGAGGAAACUGGAGGUGCCACUGAAUCUUCUUCUAAUAAGCUGGGCCCUUGUGCUGCAGAGAAGGUAGCUAGUGCUCCUAAUGUGGAGGCUGUAGCAAGUGCAACCGAAUCUUGUAAUAAGAAUGGGGAAGAGAAUGUGAAGGAGGCUGUAGGAGGAGGUGCGACCGAAUCUGCAGCAGGGGAUGCUCCUGUGGACGGUGGAGAAGCUAAGCUGGGAUCUGCAGAUAGAUGUGUGGUUAGUUGAGCCGAGGUGAGCGCAAGGGAGGUAUCAUGAGAAGACAAUGGUGAUUUUCUGGGGCGCGAGGAACAAGAAGAUGAGUGCUGCUGCUGCACUGGGUUGGUUGGUUAGAAGAAGAAGAAUUGUUAUAAUUUAAUCAAUAAUAUGUAUGGUAACUGUAAUAGAGUGUGUUAAGUAGUUUUGUCCCUGUGAGAAGUAAUUUAUGGUAUGCUAUGGUUGGAUUAUUAUGUAUGAUUAUGCAUUAUUAGGGUAGGGGAGGGGAGGGGAUUAUGUUUGAUUCCUGGAGUCUGAACUGAACUGAAGUGAAGUGAAGUGGGUGUAUUUGUUAGUUGCUAAAUGAUUAUGAUGUUUGUCUGUG